Molecule: messenger RNA, 2427 nt
Organism: Penicillium lagena
Lineage: Eukaryota; Fungi; Ascomycota; Eurotiomycetes; Eurotiales; Aspergillaceae
Gene: dbp4
Product: RNA-dependent ATPase HCA4
Exons: 1
Coding region: 1-2427 (808 amino acids)
Biological process (GO): rRNA processing
Cellular component (GO): nucleus
Molecular function (GO): nucleic acid binding; ATP binding; RNA helicase activity
Source: RefSeq, a predicted model, not a curated record
AUGGCGCCAGCGCGGGCCUCUCAUGGGAAGCAAAAGACUCAUAAUGACUCUGGUCGGAUGCUGAAGCGCAAGCGCGGCCAGGAUGAGCUGUCCACACUCGCCCAGCGGGUCGACGAGCUCGACCCCAAGGCCGCUGUCAAAAACUUCUCCGAACUACCUCUCUCCGAACCGACAGCCUCCGGCCUCGAGGCCUCUCAUUACAAGACUCUGACCGACAUCCAAUCGCGUGCGAUCUCCCAUGCACUCAAGGGCCGCGAUAUCCUGGGCGCCGCCAAGACCGGUAGUGGCAAGACACUGGCCUUCCUGGUCCCUGUUCUCGAGAAUCUGUACCGCAAACAAUGGACUGAAUACGACGGGCUGGGAGCGUUGAUUCUCUCUCCAACCCGUGAAUUGGCCGUUCAGAUCUUCGAGGUGUUGCGGAAGGUGGGCCGAUAUCAUGCUUUCUCCGCUGGCUUGGUCAUCGGCGGGAAGAGUCUGCGCGAGGAGCAGGAACGACUGGGACGCAUGAAUAUUUUGGUCUGCACACCAGGUCGCAUGCUCCAGCACCUUGACCAGACUGCUACGCUAGAGACACAUAAUUUCCAGAUGCUCGUGAUGGACGAGGCGGACCGGAUUAUGGACAUGGGUUUCCAAAAAACGGUGGAUGCGAUCAUCGAUCACCUUCCGAAGGAGCAUCAGACGAUGCUCUUCAGUGCCACACAAACUAAAAAAGUUUCUGAUCUGGCUCGUUUGAGCCUGAAGGAUCCCGAGUACGUUGCGGUGCAUGAAGCCGCCGCCGCGGCGACACCCGCAAGCCUCCAACAACACUAUGUCGUUACUCCGCUGCCUCAAAAACUCGAUACUUUAUGGAGCUUCAUCCGCAGCAACCUCAAAUCCAAGACCGUGGUCUUUCUAUCGUCGGGGAAGCAAGUCCGAUUCGUCUACGAAUCCUUCCGUCAUCUUCAACCAGGUAUUCCGCUGUUGCAUCUUCACGGCAAGCAGAAGCAGGGCGGUCGACUGGAUAUUACGACCAAAUUCUCCCAGGCCCAGCACUCAGUACUCUUUGCCACGGACGUCGCUGCCCGAGGUUUGGAUUUCCCCGCUGUUGACUGGGUUAUCCAAAUGGACUGCCCAGAGGAUGCCGACACAUACAUUCACCGUGUCGGACGGACGGCCCGGUACGAGCGGGUUGGACGCGCCGUGCUGUUCCUAGACCCCAGCGAGGAGAAGGGCAUGCUGAACCGACUUGAGCAGAAGAAGGUGCCCAUCGAGCGGAUCAAUAUCAAGGCAAAUAAGCAGCAGAGCAUCAAGAAUCAACUGCAAAAUAUGUGCUUCAAGGACCCCGAGCUGAAGUACCUCGGUCAAAAAGCAUUUAUUUCAUACGUCAAGUCGGUCUACGUUCAAAAGGACAAGGAAAUUUUCCACCUGAAGGAACUUUCGUUGGAAGACUUGGCUUCUAGCAUGGGUUUGCCUGGUGCGCCGCGCAUCAAGUUCAUCAAGGGCGAUGACACCAAAGAGCGCAAGAACGCGUCUCGUAAGAUGGCCCAACUAUCGAGUGACGAAGACGACGAUUCGGAUGCGGAUGACCAGAAGAAGUCCAAGAAGAAGGACGAAAACCAGGUGCGAACACGUUACGACCGUAUGUUCGAGCGCCGCAAUCAAGACGUACUGGCGGACCACUACUCGAAACUCAUCAACGACGAUGGCACUAUGGUUGCACCCGACGUCAACAACGGUGGCGAAGACGCAGACGAGGACGCCGAUUUCCUAUCUGUCAAGCGUCGGUUUGCCGCAGGAGACGCAGGUCUCGAUCAAGCCGAGUCUGACUCCGAAGAUUCCAACGACCAGCGAGCAACCAAGAUGGUGCAAAUCGACGGCAAGGAGCCGCUCGUUAUUGACUCCAAGCGACGCGAGAAGCUACUCAAGUCGAAGAAGAAACUUCUUAAGUACAAGGGCAAAGGAACGAAGCUUAUCUACGACGAUGAGGGCAACGCGCACGAAGUCUAUGAGAUGGAAGACGAAGACCACUUCAAGGCUCGUGGAGAUGCCGAUGUCCAACGCGAGCGCUUCCUGGCCGAGGAAACUGAACGCACGCGUCACGCCGAUCUCGAGGACAAGGAGCUGGCCCGCGAGAAGCGCCGCGAGAAGAAGGAAAAGCGGCGGGCUCGCGAGCGCGCCCUUGCCGAUGAAGAGGCUGAGGAGGAGCGGGGGGCUCAGCUACUUCCGUUCGUGGGCGACGAUGCUGAGUCUGUGGUUUCCGAGCCCGAAGAGCCAACCCGCCCGAGCAAGAAGCAGCGCGUCUCUGCCGAGUCGGACGAGAGCGAGGAAGAGUCCUGGCCACGCAAGUCCAAGAGCAAGGCCAAGAAGAGCAAAUCUGCCGCUGCGGAUCCGGGUCAGAUCGAAACCUUGCAGGAUCUGGAGGCGUUGGCCAGCGGUCUAUUGGGGUAG